Nicotiana tabacum (common tobacco) is the source of this 558-nucleotide messenger RNA. NCBI's taxonomy places the organism in Eukaryota, Viridiplantae, Streptophyta, Magnoliopsida, Solanales, Solanaceae. The record is from RefSeq and is a predicted model, not a curated record.
AUGACCGAUGAACAAAUUCAAGAAUUGGCUAUGGGGCUAGAAAGGAGCAAGCAAAAGUUUUUGUGGGUGUUGAGAGAUGCAGAUAAGGGAAAUGUUUUUGAUGGAGAAACAAGAAAAGCAAGAAUACCAAAAGGGUAUGAAGAAAGAAUGGAAGGAAUAGGUAUGGUUGUAACAGAUUGGGCACCACAGUUAGAAAUCUUGAGACACACUUCAAUUGGUGGAUUUAUGAGCCAUUGUGGGUGGAAUUCAUGCAUGGAAAGUAUUACAAUGGGAGUCCCUAUAUUAGCUUGGCCAAUGCACUCUGAACAACCUUGGAAUGCUACACUAAUAACUGAUAUUUUAGAAGUUGGUAUUCAAGUGGCAGAACAAGCUCACAAAAUGGAAUUGGUUAGCUCAUUGACAAUUGAGAAAGUUGUAAAUAGAUUGAUGGUGUCUAAAGAAGCGGAGGAGAUGAGAAGUAGGGCUGAGAAGUUGGGGAGAGAAGUUUGGCAAUCAAGAAAUGAAGGAGGUGUUUCUCAACUAGAGCUCAAUUCCUUUAUUGAUCAUAUUAGUAGAUAG